This is a messenger RNA of Dromaius novaehollandiae (emu), 14761 nucleotides long. RefSeq names its product ATP binding cassette subfamily A member 13 (gene ABCA13). Lineage: Eukaryota; Metazoa; Chordata; Aves; Casuariiformes; Dromaiidae. Gene Ontology annotation, cellular component: intracellular membrane-bounded organelle; membrane. The record is from RefSeq and is a predicted model, not a curated record. The coding region runs from base 223 to 13476 and encodes 4417 amino acids. Gene Ontology annotation, biological process: transmembrane transport; lipid transport. The transcript is spliced from 61 exons. Gene Ontology annotation, molecular function: lipid carrier activity; ATP hydrolysis activity; ABC-type transporter activity.
CUUACUGUUCAUUGCACUGAGAAGCAAGUGGAAAGACGAGAUCCUCAGUGAAUGCAAAACAAGAGGCAGAAACAUAAUCUAAUCUUUUCUCAGCAAGCAGGCAUAUUUCUUGCACCACCUUUCUCUUGUGCUGGAAUAAAUCUGUUACUGAAGCAUAUGUCCAGACUGCUUGGUGAGAUGAUUCUCAGUUAGAAAGUCCUUAAGAAGCCACUCUCCAAGUGGAUGAAGAAAAGACAAGGCAGGAUGGGACAUGCUGUUCACCAGUUCAAGGCUCUGUUUUGGAAGAAUUGGCUCUGCCGUGUGAGGCAACCGGUCCUGUCUCUCUCUGAAAUACUCUGGCCGUGUGUACUUUUCUUCAUUCUGGCUGCAAUCCGCUUCCAGGAGCCUCCAAAAUACAAGGAAAACUGUUACUUAGAAGCUCGGGAUUUGCCAAGUCGGGGUCUUUAUCCUUUUGUGCGGACUCUUUUUUGUAAUGUUGGUUCAAGAUGCAGGAAUACCAGUUACACAACAAAGAAAAACAGACGUUUACGUAAUUCUGGCUUCCAAGGUGGUCCAGAGGGCUUUAUAGGACCUGAUCUAGCUUUCAUGAAAGAGAUGCAAGAUUUUGCAAAGGGAUUUAUUGAGACCACAGAGAAGGCCAUGGCUUUAGAAAAACUAUGGGAAGAAGGCUCAAAGUUUUCAGGGCUCCAUAACAGCACCACUUUUCUCACUGUGAAUUUGAAUGAAGCAGAGGAAAUGAUUUCUAGAAUAGAAAAUCUGUACAAGCAACCGCAUUUCUGGGACCUUCUGCAUUCACUCCCUCGGCUUAGAUUGAACAGCUUCUACACAGAAGAUGGGUUAGGUGCAAUAGCACAGUUUCUCAAGGCUAUUAAAAAUACCUUUGCUUCCUUGGAAGAUUUAGCUGUGAUGCCUUUGGGCCAGAGUUUCUAUGAAGUGGUGAAAAUAGCACUGAACUUAACUGCUGCCUCAGUGCACUUUUUGCAGGACAGGAGCUUGGAAGGCUUUCAAUAUAAUCUUUCUCUGUGGGAUGUGUUGUGGGAUCCACAUGCUGUCAGAGUGGAACUUAAAUCCAGGUUUGGUUUAGACGAUCUUCAUGUUAAGAAGCUUCUAAGUUAUGCAUCACAGCUACCUGAGAUUCCCACAGAAGAGACACUGGAGCAGUUUGUGUGCUCUGCCCUGUCCAGUGUGCCAGGUAAUGAAGUAAAUGGAGAGAAUAAUGAUGAAGGCUGUAUUUCUGCAUGGCAUGAGCUCAAACUCUAUCUUGUCCACGCUGUCAGCAAGCUGAGACUCUAUUCACAGGUAUAUCGUCAGUGGUUCAGCAGUAACCAGUCUCAGAAAUUUCUUUCUGAACUUGAAGGAAUGAUAGCUGACUUAAUGUCUCAGUUUCUAGAUGACAGUGAAGCGAGGAAAAUUGUUUCAGGGAUAAGCACCCUGAUCCUGCAAUGGAAUGAGAAAUCAGAAGCCUAUUUUUCAGAAGGGCAUACUCAUGAUCUAAUUCUGUAUCUGGAGAGAAUGCAGGCUGUGCUUCAGGAUGUGCCUCAGUGGCCUGUUACAAAGAGAUUGCUUCUAAUAGAUGGAGCUAUAAGGAAUGUAGUAACACAGAAUUUAUACUUCACUGGAGAAGUUUUACAUAACCUGGAAAAACUGAUUCCCUUUACCCGAAGAGAUGGAUUCAUUCAUCUAGACAUUAAAAGGCUGUUUGUGGAUUUAAAACAGAUGCUGUUGAGCAACGCUUCCUACACAUGCAGUGAUAUGCUUACAGUGUUUGAGAAGGCCCUCAGGCUUUUGCAGGGCUCAGAUGGCAUCAAUGUUUUAGCAGUAGAUGUGUGCCCAAGCAAUGACUCAGAGGUGACUUUCAAGUUAAACAACCAGCUCCGAUCACUAAAGGAAUCUGUCCUACUUCUGCAGAAAGUUAUUCAAGGACAACAGAGCAUACCAGAUCAAAUAAUGGAUGAUUUUUUGGGGUGGAAAGAAAUAGAAGAGCAGCUAACUGAAAAUUAUGCUAAUUACUGUGAAAUUAAUCAGUUGCGGAGCACAGAGAUACCAUCUGGGGAGGAUGUCCAUUUUGGCUCUUGUCAGGAACAGCUGCUCUUCUCACUAAUUAAUAAUACACUUGAAGAAAUUUGGUUUGCCUUUGAGGGAAACCCAUACUGGAAGGAUUUAACAACUUUUGUCAGGUGGAUGUGUGAAGUAGCUCAGUAUGUGAAUGAAGAAGUGGGCUCCACAGAUGGACUUGAAGUAUCUCUAUGUUCCAGGCAAAAGCUCAGUCUGAAGACCAUCUUAGGUCAUUAUUCAGCAUUUCUGCAAAGCUUAUCAGAUUAUUCGCCAUUUACUUCCUGGGCAUGGAUCUUGAGAUCUGUGAAAGAGCUUUUGAAGAAGGAAGAAAACUUAUGGAUUUCUGGUGAAAAGGAAAUCUCCUAUCUCUUACACCUUACAGAAUUUAUAGAAGAAAUAACAAUGCCCAAUUUCUCAGCCCCAUCAAAUCUCCAGUCUCUUAUGGAAAGUGUCUUGAAUAAUACAAUUGCAUGGAUAAACAAAUUUGCUGAAGGGGAGGAAUCUGCCGCAGAUUUCUCAUCUGCAGUUUCUGAACUCCAUAAUGAGCUACUAAAAAACUUCCAGUCUUUUCAGAGAUUCUGGCAGAAAGAGAAGAUGGAAUUUUUCUGGCAGACAGUGAAAAUGAUAUACUAUGAACUUGUUUCUAGGCUUUCUCAGUUGAGUCAAGUGGAAGAAGCAGAGGUAUUGGAUACCCUGUCUAGAAUUAUAUUUUCCAUACCAGAAAAUGAAAAAAUCCUUAAUAGAAGCAUGCUUUUGCUCCAAAAUAUCCUGACUGGUUGGCCAAAUUUAAAUAUUGUUGAUAUGAGCUAUCUAAAACACGUACGUGAAGACCUCAUAAGAAAUCUCUAUGAGGUUGGAUCACUGACUGAAGAUCAUAUUAAUAGAACUUUCAGUACAAUUCAUGGAGUGAGUAAUGCCUCCUCCUUCUUACUCUCAAAUGCAACUCUCAUAUAUAAAGUACAAGAGUUAGGAGAAAUUGUAUCCGAUUUCUUCAAAAACAUCCAGAAAUUAAACAAUGGUAGUGUGACUUCACUUGUUCAAAUACUUUUCUCUGUUUAUCAGAACACUGAUCUGCUCUUAAAUAUUGAGAGCAAUAGUGCUCUGUUAACAUUUCUUUAUGAGACCUCAAAAGAUAUUUUAUCUCUUCAAGUAUGGCAUGAUUUCCAAGACAGGGACAAAGUUUUUGAUCUUCUGUCUGAUACUUUUAAUCUUCUUUGGAACUUCUCUGGAAAGCCUCUCUGUGAAGAGUUAUUAGCCAUUUAUAACUACACAGAAUUUCAGGCCCAGUCUCUAGCACAGAAAGACAAAGAGAUGCAAGUUGUCUAUAACACUCUGAGCAGCCUUAAAACUUUAUUUGCAGAUGAAGAGCUCCAAACAGCUGCCUCUUGUUAUUUAGAAGAAUUCUUUGGUGUCUCAGCAGAAUGCAUGGUAAAUAAUGGAUGUGUUGAUUUUUAUCUUUCAAAUGCUACUUCUGUAGAGAAUUCAGUAGAGGUUUACGACUUCCUCCUCCUUCCAUUGGACAGUGUUUUGUCUAACAUAACAAAGCUGGGAGAUGAGAUAAAUGUGUCUUCUGCUUUGCACUGCACUUUUAUAUGGCUUCAAACCUGGACAGAGGUUUUUGAGGAAGUAUCCAAAAUUUUAAGUUUGAAUUCAACCUUUUUUGUCAGUCUAAGAUAUGGUUUGGCAAAUGUCUCUGAAAGUUUUUUAAAUACAACUCAUGCUGAGCUGUGCAAUAAGACAACUAUGCUUAUUGUUGAAGCUACAACAGCAAUGCAUCUAUUAAAAAGCACAGUUGAAGGUGGUGGUUUAAAUGAUUGGGAAGAUUUUGAAGCUCUCAUUAGUAAUCUUCAAAGUGUGCUUAACAAUGCAAUUGAUAUCACAAGCUUGCUUACAGGUAACAGUUUAGAGGAUGUUCUGGAAAUUAUGGGAGCGGUGAUAACUGAAUUGCAGAAGUCUGUACUGAAGGCUGUUAAUGGAGAUUUUUUGAAUUCCUGGCUUGAUACUUUCAUCUCAGGAGGAUCUGAGGGAGAAGGUAGGGAUGCAAAUAUAUAUUCCAUUGGAAAUUCGCUUUCUGCUAUUCUCAAGCUCUCCGAAAAAGAACUUGGAAUUAUUCUCAUGGAGAUAAAAGACACAGCUGCUUUCUUAAAAAGUAUAUCUCAAGACAAAUACUUGGUUUGUAUCAGCAUUUUCCAGAAUAUUACCAAAUUAAUUUUGGACAAUAUUCUGAAUGACACAAGUCAUUCACAAAUUAAUUUUUCUCCUCAUCUUAAUUCCUUUCUUAACUUUAGUACAGUGGGUGAAGCGGAAGAAUGUGACAGAUGGAUGCAUAUCCUUAGUAACCUUAGUGAAAAAUACAAGUCAUCUUCCCACCUUGAAAGUGCAAAACAUACUCUAUUUCUGCUGAAAUCUCUGGGAAACAUUGAGACAGAUGUUAAGCUAAGAAACACGAUGGAUUUUAUUAAUUUGGUUUUUAAUUUGGUAUUCCCUGAAUGUUUCCUGUCUGCUUCUCAUGUUCUUUGUCUAAAUGUCUAUUUCAAUAUUAUAAUGAAAACUUUAAAAUUCAUUCUCCCUGAAUUUUAUGGAAAAGAUGAUGAUAGGGUGCUUGACUUUAUUUUUACACUUGUAAAUAACUCAGGGGGGCAAAUACCAAUGCUUGUCAACAAUUUGAUGGGACACUUGCAAUAUACAUCAAAUGAGACCCAUUUUACUCAGCCAAUUCAUGGAUCUAACAGGAAUUCCAGUAUACUCCUUAAUCCCUUUCAUCAUCACCAGCUUUUCUUAACAGAAUUCUUGGCAGAAAUUCAAACUCUCCUGAAAAAUAAAACUUCUGAUAACCAGCAGAACAGCUCCUCUCCUUUGAAUACUGAGUUUGAAGCUUUCUUGCCUGAGAAAAAUAACAAUUUGUUGAUGCAGUUCUUUCAGCAUAUGAUUAAUUACCUUGACUCGAAGUUGCCUCAUAAAUUGCAAGGUGAAUACAACACACUUCUUCAGGCACUGAUAAAAACAGCCGCUCUAAAUGUUGAACUGGUAAGGAAAGCACUCAAAACUUUCAAGUCUUCUACCCUUAUUGGUUUUCCAAUAAGAGGUGAUAAAGAGUUCCUAAAGCAUGUAGUAGCUUUGGUGCAAAAUCUGGAGAAUACAGAUGUAGAGUUCUUGAUAGGUCAAUUCAAACAAGUCCAGGGGAGCCUGGAUCACUUAUUUAAAAGUAUCAAAUCUUUGAAUAUUGAGAACUCUGAGUUAGGAAUGUUACCAGACUGGUGGGACACAUUUGAGAACAAUUUGUGUAAUUGGAAUCUGACUGGUUUCAGGCAGCUGGCACAGCUCUUGCAACAGGAUGAGCACUCUGAUGCAGUAGAGAUGUUCCAUCUUCUCCUUGAUGUCAUCAGUCUUACAGAAGGAUUAGCUCAUGGAAACAUCACGGAGGCACUAACUGAUGUAUACACUUUCAUACUGACUCAAGAAGCAAAAAUACCAAUGUUUACCAAGGAAGAAGUAUCUAAUCAAGUAGAAGGUCUUCUAAUGUUACUGGAAGCACUGAGUGAUAUGCCUGAUGAACCUGCAGAGGCCUCGAUUUGUAUUUCUGCAGCGUUCUGCCGGACUCUCACAACAGCAGCACCUCAGAGUGAUCCUGCUUUUAACACUUGUGACUUUGUGCACAACAAUUUUUCUCUUGCUUACAAUGGAGUCAUUAAGAUAAUUAAGCAGCUGAAACCGAUCCCUCUGGAGGACAGUUCCUCAUGUACCAAGGAAGACUUUCAGACAGAUAUCACUCGCAAUCUGACUUGCUUUUUUUAUCAGAUCAAAGAAUGGAACUCUCUUCUUUUGAAGUUUUCUGAGCUCCAUCAUUUAAAUGGCUCAGUUCUCAAAGAGCUGCUGGAGUUUUGGAAUGAGCUAUCUAUCUAUGCUGUACCUCUGCAAGCCAAUAUUACAGACUCUGUCACGUGCUUGUCCACACUGAAGAUGCAGGCAGCGUUACAGCUCGUAGAAACACUGGAUGGUAUGAUGGUGACAGAGAUGGAGGCAGCCAAAGCUGUUCUUGAACAGCUGGAUGAUCUUUAUGGUACCCUAAAUUUGAAUGGAGACACAAAAAUGUCACUUAUAAAGACUGUUCUUUCUAAGUUUAGGAACAUGACCAGUGAAGUGUCUGGAUUGCUAGAUACAGAGGCUAUCUUUUCUUUUUUCUCUGUAGUUCAGCCUUUAAUAACACUAUCAUCUGUUGGAAACCAGACUUACUCGCUGCUUAUGGCAUUAUCAGCUUUAAAUAGAAAUAAUUUUGAGAAUUUCUGGCUUCGUGUAGAGCCUAGUAUAGGAAACUUAUCAAUGAAUUUUAAUGUUAGACAUUUUCUUAUGGUGGUAGAGCAGGGUUUUCAGAUAUUGAGGGUAGCUACUGGACAGUCUUCCUCAGUGGAUCUUGAUGUUCCAAUACAGCAGUUUAAUACAUCAUCUGUUGAUGCUAUGUUAAGAAACUUUGAAGAUGUACAAGAGAUUGUGAAUGCCUUUCUAUGCGAGUGUAACACUAAAAAUUACUCUAAAAUAAUGCAUAUUCUGAUCUUCCUUAUGGCUGAUGAAAAGUCAUCAGAUGAUGUACUGCUGAUUCUCAAAGAAAUUAUUGACUUUCUGGAACUCUUCCAAAAUGAGUCUAAGAAAGGUUACAUAGAUGUGUUUUAUGAUGAUGAUCUUAACAGAGAGAACCUGAAUAACACUCAUAUUGCUGACUCAGUUUUGCAGAACAGUCUCCUUCACAUGAUUGCUGAGCUUGCUACUGUAGAAGCAGCUCUGCACUCAAACAAUACAGAGCUUCACAUAGUUGACUUCAUUGAUUUAUUUUUUGAUGAUGCACAACGUGGAGACUAUGGAAAAGCUACUAAUAUGUUCCAAAACAGAACUCUUGAGGUCAUGCAAGAGGUCUUGCAAAUGAUCUUUCCAUCUUCUACAGAACAUGACAGGAGCAGAAUGGCCUUCUUGCUAAAGUAUUUGCCUGAGGAUAUAAUGGCAGAAAUGAGAGCAUCUAAGAUGUGCCAGAUUCUUCAGAAAUACUUACCCCCCGCUGUUGUCCUACUAUUGCAGAAGCUGCAGCUUACCACUCUGAAUGCUCUUAAAAUCUUUUCAGAAGAACCAGCUAUCAUCAGCAACUUCUUCUGUGUUGUUACAAGGUGUAAAGAUGGCUUAACGAGUCACUUCCUCCUCUCUGUCAUUGAAGGAAUCAUUCUGGUUCAAGAUCAUUAUCAGGAUAUUACAAGAAUGUGGUCUGCUGUCAACAAGGGGGAUUGUGGGAAUAUGGCAUAUGUAAGCCAGAAAUUUUCCAGUACUCUGGAGAGCUUCCUGAGAGCCUUACAAAAUACCACUGACGGCAGUUGUGAAUGUCACCUACCGUUAGAGAACAUCCAGAGACACUUGCAAAUGUUGGCUGAAAAUCUGGAGCCACUGUUGUCAGAAAAUCCAGCAGUAGCUGUUCUCAGCAAUUUUAAUCUUUUGAAUGAUGUGAAACUCGAGGACUGCAUGCAGAAUACUACUGAGCUGGGGCUGGACAUUCGUUCUUCUGUCAAUGUUUCUGAAGAAACUGUCAGGACUGUUUUGGAAGCUAGUAUCUCUCAUUCAAAGCUUUUUUACAGUGCCUUUGCAGUAGCUUUAGCUGGAAAAUGUGAUGAAGAAGUAUUUAGCCUGUUGCUAACAUUACCUGAAAACAGCAAAACUUCCUUGGUGGUGGAGGAAUUAUGUUCUUUACCAGCACUGGACUUGUAUACCAUGUUUGUACUGAUUAUACAGAAUUUGAGCUUACGUCAUGUCAUUUACAAGAUUAAGAUACCAUCUGAGAUAGGCAGCUUACUGAAUACAUUAUUGGAUGUGGUUUCUAGUAUCAGCUGUCUUCUCAAUAAAGCCCAGCGUGUCAUGGAAAACCUUCCGGUGUUCCUCCAAGCUGUUAAAAAUAUUGGUGUGCUUGACAUGUCUGCAUUGCAGCAGUUCUUUCAAGGCGGGCAGUUCAGGCGUUCAGCUGUUGGAUCCCUAGAGUCUGUAAUCAAGGCAGUGUGUAAAGAAGAAUCUUCAUUUUUCAGCAACACAAACAUGUUCAUUGACAUGCCCAGAAUCUCAGAGCUCUUGGAGGACAACAUGGCAAAAUAUGGCAUUCCCGAAGGCUCAACUCCAUUUUGCUUGAAGCUUUAUCAGGAGAUUCUACAGUAUUCUAACGGGGCUUUGGUAUGGACUUUCCUGAAACCUUUAUUACAUGGGAAGAUACUGUACAAUUCAAACAUCAGCAUGAUUGACCUGGUGAUAGAGAAGGCCAAUUUCACUUUUGCUUUUGUGGAAAACUUGAAGACUUAUUCUCAGACGUGGCUUAGGAUGUCUGAGGUCUUUAAAAACAGUGGAAAAGGCCUCAUGGUCUCUCGGCUGCAGGAAGCACUGCAAAACAAUUUCAUAAAACACUUUGUAGAGAGUCACUUGAAUAUUGACAUGGGAAAGCUUAUUGAAGAGAUGCAAGCAUAUGAAACUAUGAUGCACGAGAUGCUCAAGAGCUCAGCAGCUAAACAGAUUGACCUGUUGUCUCAGCUCUUAGUAAAUAUCUCUUCCUGUGUAUUACUGGAUCGUUUCCAGCCUUUUGAAUCUGUUGAGAAAUUGGAGGAGAAGGCUCGUGAGCUGAUGCAGCAAAAUAAUUUUUUGGCUAGUAUCAUCUUCAACGUGCCAAACAACAAGACACAAGAUUCUAGAAGUCUUCCACAACACAUUUCAUAUACAAUUAGGACCAGCGUUCUCUAUAGCAUGAGAACAGAUUUGAUGAAAAACCCAAUGUGGAAAUCUCAUCCCCAGAACUUGCCAGCUGAUGGGUUUAAAUACAACCAUAUCUUUAUUCCUCUACAAGACAUGAUUGAAAGGGCAAUUAUUUCGGUACACACUGGGACAGAUACCUCAGAGCCAGCAAUUCAGGUGCAAGCCAUGCCUUACCCUUGUCAUACCAGUGAUUUAUUCUUGAACAAUAUAGGUUUUUUUUUCCCACUUAUGAUGAUGUUAACAUGGAUGGUUUCUGUUGCUCGUAUGGUUCGCACGUUGGUUUAUGAAAGAGAAAUUCACCUCGAAGAGUAUAUGAAGACAAUGGGUGUACAUCCAGCCAUUCAUUUCUUGGCUUGGUUUCUGGAGAAUGUCAUUGUGCUCAUGAUAAGCAGCUGUGCUCUAGUCGUCAUUUUAAAAGCGAGUGGAAUCUUUGCUUACAGCAACAGCUUCCUCAUCUUCCUUUUCCUCCUGGAUUUUGGAGUGGCAGUUGUUAUGUUUAGCUAUCUUUUGGGAGCAUUUUUUCGCAAUGCCAAUACAGCAGCUCUGUGCACCAGCCUUGUGUAUAUGAUCAGUUUUUUACCCUACAUAGUUUUGUUGGUCCUGCAAAACCAGUUGAGUUUUGCCAACCAGAUUGUUAUAUGUCUUCUGUCUACAACUGCCUUUGGGCAAGGAAUAUUUUUCAUUACGUUCUUUGAGGGCCAAGAAGUAGGAAUUCAGUGGAAUAAUAUGUACCAGCCAGUAGCACGAGGAGGGUACAUGACCUUUGGAUGGACAUGCUGGAUGAUGUUCUUUGACUCCAUUUUAUAUUCUAUAGGUGGCUGGUAUUUCAGCAGUAUUCCAGGAAAAUUUGGAGUAAGGAGCCGAUGGUACUUUCCUUUUACUGCUUCCUGCUGGAAGAACCUGUGUGGAAAGAAACAUUAUCUGAAUUCUAGUAUGUUUUUCUUCAAUGAAAACUUCCAAGAAAAAGACCCAGGAUCUCCAGGUGGGAAAGGUGCUAGCAUGGAAGGAGCCACCAUUGGUGUUGUGCUGCUGUCACUUACCAAGGAGCAUGUGGAUGGCCAGCAGGCUGUUGUGAAAGAUCUCAACCUCACUUUCCAUCAAGGUCAAAUAACAGCACUCUUGGGGCCUAAUGGAGCUGGAAAGACAACAGUUAUUUCACUGUUGACUGGCCUGUAUCCACCCAGCUCUGGUACCAUUAUCAUCAAUGGAAAGGACAUACGUACUGAUCUAGCUGCCAUCAGGACAGAGCUGGGUGUUUGUCCCCAGUAUGAUGUUCUGUUCGACAUGCUAACUGUGCGAGAGCACCUACUACUGUAUGGAUCAGUAAAGGCACCUGUCUGGACACCAAAACAGUUGAAUCAGCAAGUCAGUGGAGCUCUGGAAGAUGUGGAUUUAUCCCAAUAUCAGUACAAACCCGUUGGAGCCCUUUCUGGGGGAAUGAAAAGGAGGCUGUCAAUUGCCAUCUCCUUUAUUGGAAACUCCAAGACAGUUGUUCUAGAUGAGCCCACCAGUGGAGUAGAUCCGUGCUCUCGCCGUAGCAUCUGGGACGUUCUUUUGAAGUACAAAGCUGGUUGCACACUGAUCUUUACCACUCACCAUCUUGAUGAGGCAGAGGUGCUCAGUGAUCGCAUUGCCAUCCUGCAGCAUGGCCAGCUGAGGUGCUGUGGUUCUCCUGCUUAUCUGAGAGAAACAUAUGGCCAGGGACACAGUCUAACACUCAUAAAAAAGCCUUCUGUGUUUGAAAUCCAGGAUCCUAAGCAUAUUGUUCAGGUCACAUCUUUGGUACAGACCCACAUCCCAGAAGCCUUCCUGAAAGAGAACAGUGGGACUGAAUUGACCUAUGUGAUUCCAGAAAGGGUAGAUAAGAUGUCCUUUAAAGGUCUUUUUCAGGCUUUAGAUGAAAACCUUCAUCAUCUAAAUGUGACUGGCUAUGGCAUUUCUGACACUACCUUGGAAGAGGUAUUUCUGAAGCUACUGCAAGACUCGGAAAAGAUGCCUUGUGUUCCACAGGCGGCACACCUGGACCAUGCAAAUGGUGUUGAAUCAGCCUAUAUCUCACUUACGGGUACCUCAAGUGUGCAUGGAGCCAGUCUUGUUCUCUCGCAAGUUGUUGCCCUUCUAAUGAAGAAGUUUCACCAUGCUAGGCGAGACUGGAGAGGGAGUCUGUCAAAUGUUCUGCUGCCCAUUCUCUUUGUUGCAAUGGCAAUGGCCUUGUUUAGUGUGAAGCCACUGGCUACUGAUUACCCUUUGCUCAAGCUGACACCAAGACUUUAUGAAAAUGCGGAAUCCUUCUUUAGCAUUGAAGAUGAUAACCUAGGAGACCUUUCUCAGAUUCUGUUGAGACAUUUCUCUGAUUUGGACCACACAUGCAUACAUUCACAACAAGGGAAAAAUAAUUCAUGUUGGCAGAUGGAAUCUGCUUCACACCAAUAUUCAUGUGGAUGCAUGGCUGAACAGGAGAUGUGUCCAAGUUUCAAUGUCUCUGCUCCUUAUGUGAAGAAUAAGAAAGGACAUAUUCUGUAUAAUCUUUCAGGGUUCCCUGUGGAAGAAUAUUUAGUCAGGUCUUCCAACAAAUCAAGAUACGGUGGCUGGUCUUUUGGAGAGAAGACAGCCUUUGAACUUCAAGAUCUGAAAUUGAAUAACACCAAAUACAAGCCUCUGGUCAAGGUGUGGUACAACCAGAAAGGUUUCCAUUCACUACCGUCCUACUUAAAUGAACUAAAUAACUUUUUUCUGUGGCUGAAUUUGCCUCCUACUGUGGACUGGAGACAGUAUGGGAUCAGACUUUAUAGCCAGCCCUAUGGAGGAGCCUUCCUCGAUGAGGACAAAAUAAUGGAGAACGUUCGUCAGUGUGGGGUAGCACUGUGUAUCAUGUUGGGUUUCUCUAUCCUUACCGCAUCCAUUGGAAGUGCAAUAGUGAAAGACAGAGUAUGUGGCGCAAAACGCUUGCAGCACAUCACAGGCCUUGGAUACAAAGUUUAUUGGCUUGCAAACUUCUUCUGUGAUAUGCUGUUUUACAUGGUUUCAGUCACCCUGUGCGUUGGUGUUUUUACUGCCUUCCGGCUAUCAGCCUUCACUUUCCGAGAGAACUUGGCAGCCACUGUUCUCCUGCUGAUACUCUAUGGAUAUGCAACUUUACCAUGGAUGUAUCUUGUAUCCAGAUUCUUCUCAAGUUCAGAUGUAGCUUUUAUUUCUUACAUCUCCUUGAAUUUUGUGUUUGGCCUUUGCACCAUGCUGCUGACUCUCUUACCUCGUUUGUUAGCUAUAAUUUCUAAAGUGCAGAGUUUUCAGAACAUCUACGAUAUCCUCAAAUGGGCGUUUAUUAUAUUCCCACAAUUCUGCUUAGGGCAAGGUCUGAUAGAACUUUCGUACAAUCAGAUCAAGUUUGACCUGACCAGCAACUUUGGAAUAGAUUCUUAUGUGAGCCCUUUUGAGAUGAACUUCCUCGGGUGGAUUUUUGUGGAAAUGGCCCUACAAGGAACAGUUCUUCUUCUUUUACGGAUUUUUCUUCAUUGGGAUCUCGUCCAGAAAACAAGGGGUCAGUGUUCAGUUAGCAGCAUGGUCAACACUUCAGAAGAUACUGAUGUAGAAAUGGAGCGACAGCGACUCUUUGGUGGAAGAACUGGUAAUGAUAUCCUUCUUCUGUACAACCUCAGAAAGUGUUAUGGAGGUUUCAGUAAGAAGAACGCAGCUGUGGAAAACAUAAGCCUGGGAAUACCAAGGGGAGAGUGCUUUGGACUCCUGGGAGCAAAUGGAGCUGGGAAAAGCACAACAUUUAAGAUGCUGACUGGAGAUAUCAUCCCAUCUUCAGGGCGUGCUGUUAUCAGGACUCCUACAGGGUCUGAAAUGGAUAUACUGUCUGCUAGCUCUGAAGGCAUUCUCAUUGGCUACUGCCCACAGCAAGAUGCCCUGGAUGAACUUCUAACUGGUUGGGAGCAUCUUCGUUAUUACUGCACCUUGCGUGGAAUUCCAAAACAAUAUAUCCAUAAGAUAGCAGGGGACCUUGUUAACCGGUUACACCUCAAUGCCCAUGUUGACAAAUUGGUGAGGACAUACAGUUGUGGCACAAAGAGGAAGCUCUCUACUGCUGUGGCUUUAGUUGGCAAACCCCAAAUACUUUUAUUGGAUGAACCCAGUUCUGGAAUGGAUCCCUGCUCUAAACGCUACCUGUGGAAAACCAUCCUGAAGGAAGUUCAAGAUGGCUGUGCAGCCGUGCUGACAUCCCACAGUAUGGAAGAAUGUGAAGCCCUCUGCACACGGCUUGCUAUUAUGGUCAAUGGAAGUUUCAAGUGUCUUGGUUCUCCCCAGCACAUUAAAAACAGGUUUGGAGAUGGCUAUUCCAUCAAGGUUUGGCUUAGCAAAGAAAUAAACUAUGGGAGGGUCAUUUUGGACUGUCUACAACUGCAUUUUCCUGGAACAUGUUUUAAGGGACAGCAUCUUAAUCUGCUUGAGUACCAUGUACCACGAAGUCAGGGAUGCUUAGCAGAGCUCUUCAGAGUCCUAGAGAAUCACAAAGCUUUUCUGCAAAUCAAACACUACUCCAUCAGCCAAACCACUUUAGAGCAGGUAUUUAUUAAUUUUGCUACACAACAGCAAGAAGUCUUGCAUCCUACACAAGGAUCUCCCACCAUUCUUCAUGACCACCUGCCAGUCUAGGCUCAGAAGAGAAUACAGAACAGCUCCAUAUAUGCAUGUGUGUGUAUGUUUAUGCACAUAUAUGUACAUUUUACAUGUAAUAAGUCUUUUCAGCUGUUAACAGCUGGUCUGUGAGAAGCAAAAAGGUGAAAUGAGUGGAGCAGAGGUGAGUUUGCAUCUGUAGGCCAGAAGGAAUGCUACCAGUUCUUAGUAAAACAAGAGAAUAGUCACAUGCAGACCAAAAAACCCACCAAAAAAGCAAUGCUCUUUAAUGAACUGGAACUUUAUAGUGCAGAUUGCUUAAUGAAUGCAGAUCUAUGUAACAAAAAAGGCUGAUCUCAAAUGUCACUGUGUAUAGUAGAUUUUUCUGUGGUAGUUCUAUAUUCAUUUGACUAUGGUAAUUUUCUCUAGCAUGCACACUUAAUAUCUAUAGUUUUUACAUGACAAGGCAAGAAAAACCUUUUGAAUGGUAAAAGAGCUAGGCUAUCACCCAAUAUUUGUAUUUAAUAGCACAAAUGAGAGCCUUUUGACUUCCACAUUAAUUCAAAUCUGUGUUGUGACAAGCUAAAUUAGUCUUUUUUAUUGUAUAAAAGAUGCACUAUAUUCCAUAAGGGUUUAUGUUAAAGAGGGUAUUAGUGUACUAGUCUGUCUCCGAGUUAUGUUAAGUAAAUUUAACAAGGUUUCAUAAAUCAUACUUGACAAUGAGCUCUCCCUUAUGCCUGCAGGUUGCUGCUGGAGGAAUGUUCAAGCAUGUUUUUAAUGACCUAUAUCAUUUUCCUAGAUUUUUGUUUCUUUUUUUUCCUAAGAGAAUGCCAAAAUUCUAUUUGAGGGGCAUGUUGAAACAAAAUGAGAUAAGAAUUCACACACUGAUCAAUAAACUUUUCAAUAAAUGUAUAUUAUGAUGUUAGAUAUUUCAGACAAAGCCAUGCCACAGCCUUCAGCCUACGUAUGUAUAGAAGAAGUGAACAUUUAAUGAAUAAAUUCUUGUCUUUUGUGGUGGGAGAAAAAAGAAUAUUUGGGGGUAAACUGCUGGUUCUCUUCCAAAAUAGGUCCUUUGGGAACCCUGUAAAAGGUAGCUGAUACCACUUUUAUUGGACUGUAUUAUCUGAUAGUUGAAAUCAUGGAAUCUGUGAUUUAGAUAUGUAUUGUUACAAUAUAAUUCCUGUGAAAAUCAAAUAGUGUACUUUGAGAUAAAAGAAUUUGAUUGGAAAUUAUAUAUUUUUUGCAGUACUGCUGCUGUAGUGCCCUGCUGUAUGAAGAUGAAACAUUAAAAAGUUUUAUUUGUGCUUUUGGCUUUGCAAGCUGA